Messenger RNA from Paralichthys olivaceus (Japanese flounder), 1888 nucleotides. RefSeq lists its product as uncharacterized. The record is from RefSeq and is a predicted model, not a curated record. NCBI's taxonomy places the organism in Eukaryota, Metazoa, Chordata, Actinopteri, Pleuronectiformes, Paralichthyidae.
GUCUUCCUGUGUUUUUUGAAAGUGAGAGUGUGAGGUUUUUGGUUUAUAUGCAUGUGCAGUCAUGCUUGUGUGCAGCAGGGGUGUGUGUAUUUUCUCCCUCUCUCUGUUGUUCUGUCUCUUUCUGCAGUAUUUGCACUUCUGCCACUGACUCCUUGGAACCUCUGCAGGAGACGAGCUGCAAAACAUCAGGUACUGGUUCGAUAAUGGCCUCCAAACUGAGCGUGCUGCUGCUGUCAUUGGCUGUUGCCUCAGUAACAGUGCUGGCCCAGAGACGACGUCCUUCAACGUCGACCAAUACCGGGGAGUGGAACUACAGGGAUGGCUCUGAGAGGGUAAAAAUGCGUGGCGUGGCUAACCUGACUGAGGUUCUGGACAACUGGAAGUUCGACAUCAUGAACCAGAUGAAAGGACUCCUGCAGAACGACCACCAGUCUUUGCUCCCCGAUUACGCCCGGAUCCAGCCGCUGUCCGAGGUGUUGGACGACCUCUACAAAGAGUUCAAUGCCCUCAAAGCUCACCUGGGCGACCUUACCGAGAAGUUCUCCGCCAUCGAAACUUUCAUCGAUGAGAUCAAGGCCAGCCGCGCCACUAACACCAACGCUGGCCCUGCCUCCGGUCCAGGUCCGGCUGCAGUUCCCAGACAGUCCACUCGGAGGGUGAUGAAGAAGAAGAUCACUUCCUCUUCCGCCUCCUCCUCCUAACCAGCCAAUGAGGAGUUUCUUCUGUUCUCAUGCUUUGCUUCUUCUCUGACUGCAUUCUGUUUCUGUCUUGUCUGAAGGGAAUUCUCAUUUAUCGUUUCAUUAUCAUCAUGUUCUGUGGUCUUGAACCUGGUUAUUACCACAGGACAGAGGAAUAACUGAACUGUUAUGAAAAAGACAAAUUAGCCGAUAUCAUUUCUGAAAAAUGUCCAGAGUUGGAAGUGUUUACAAUACAUACAAUUUAGAUGAAACACAAACACAUCACAAGGAUUAUUUAAAUUAAAUUCAAUCUUACACUGAACCUUGAAGUCAAAAUAUCUCAGAUAUUAGCGCUGACAUCUUGUGGUGAUGACGUCAUUUACAGUCAGAGAUUGUGCAGGAGUGAUCGUGGAGCCGUGGUGUCAAAGUCCUGUUGAUAGAUGUUCUCAACCAAUCCUGUCACAGUGUCAGCUGUCAAUCCUGACACAGUGUCAGCUGUCAAUCCUGACACAGUGUCAGCUGUCAAUCCUGACACAGUGUCAGCUGUCAAUCCUGACACAGUGUCAGCUGUCAAUCCUGAUACAGUGUCAGCUGUCAAUCAGCCUGUUUAUAUAUCGUCAAAUAACUAAUUCAAACCAAACUGAUCAGAAACACUUGAACAAACAUCAGUGAUGAAAUGACAGAAACAUCUUUGACAUCUGCUAACAUGGAGGUUUAUGAUCUUUUAUUUGGACUUGGACAUUUGUGUUCUCACAUCCAGCUUGUCCAAAAUGUACUGACUUCAGUGCAGGUCUGAAAGCAACUUUAUUUAGUGGCAUCACUGACAGGUGAGAUGUCCCAUGACUGAAAUUGGUCAACUAAAAAUUUUCUGGUCAUUCUACAGACACUGCUUUUUCACAUAGUGGAUAAACUGAAGGGUAUAAUGAAACCUAAAUAACGAUAAAUGUAGUGAGCUGUACAGUAGGGAGUGAUUUCGUUCUCACAGACUUGCCACUGUUUGCUCAUUUUGUUUCCUCAUAAAUUUUAACUAAGAUGUGACACCUGGAAAGUUUGUAUUGAUUAAAAACUAUUUCAUAUUCUCUUCUCAAUCUGAAGAAUAAUAUUUUUUUCAGGUCUGCUGCUGUUUCCUCUGCAAUGGUAUGAGUUGGUCUGUGUUCAAGGUUUACUGCUUCACUAUAUAAGCUUCAAAUAAAUUCACUUUUUGCAUCAUU